AUGAGAUCUGCUUUCGUUGCUGCCUCUGCGGCGCUUUUUGCCGGCUCGGCCCUGGCCAUUGACCCGAUUGUUAUCAAGGGAUCCAAGUUCUUCUACUCGAGCAACGACACUCAAUUCACCAACAGCUCAACCGACUAUGUCGACCCUCUUUCCGACAAGACCACCUGUGAGCGGGAUAUCCCCAUCCUGCAGGAGCUGCGUACCAACGUUAUCCGUACCUACUCGAUCAACCCUGAUGCCGACCACGAUGAGUGCAUGCAACUGCUGGCAGAUGCUGGUAUCUAUGUCGUCUCGGAUCUGUCGAGCCCGGACAUUGCCAUUGACCGGGACGACCCCGACUGGACCACCAAGCUCUAUGCCCGGUACACGGGUGUGAUCGACGCCCUGGCCGGUUACAACAACACCCUUGGUUUCUUUGCCGGUAACGAAAUUGCCAACACGGUGGCCACCACGGACGGCAUGCCCUUUGUGAAGGCGGCCGUGCGAGACAUGAAGGCCUACAUCAGCGCCCAGGGCUACCGCGCCAUCGGCGUUGGAUAUGCUACUGCCGAUGUUUCCGCGAUCCGUGUCGACCUGGCUGACUUUAUGGACUGCAACACCAAGGCCAGCAGUGUCGACUUCUGGGGCUACAACAUCUACUCGUGGUGCGGCAACUCGACCUAUGAGGAGUCCGGCUACAAGGCCCGCACCGAGGAGUUCCGCAACUACUCAGUCCCUGUCUUCUUCUCUGAAUACGGAUGCAACACCGUCUCGCCCCGCACGUUCACCGAGGUCAAGGCGCUCUAUGGCGAUACCAUGGCCGAGGUGUGGUCUGGAGGUAUUGUCUACGAGUACUUCCAGGACACCAACGACUAUGGUCUGGUUUCGGUUGUCGACAGCACCAGCGUGAAGAAGCUGACCGAUUUCACCUACUAUUCCGAGGAGAUCGCCACCGUCGACCCGUCCGGCACCAACAAGGCCUCUUACAGCCCCACCAACACCGCGCUGCAGGCUUGCCCGACUGAGGGCUCCGCCUGGGACGCCCUGGCCAGCCCCCUGCCGCCCACCCCGGACGCCGAGCUGUGUGAGUGCAUGGUGUCCGCUGCCGGUUGCGUCGUCGCCUCCUCGGUCGACAGCGACGACUACGCGGACCUCUUCGCCGAGGUCUGUGGCUACAUCUCCUGCGAGGGUGUGACCGCCAACGGGACCACCGGCGAGUACGGUGCCUACAGCAUGUGCACGGCCAAGCAGCAGCUGAUCUUCGUGCUGAACCGGUACUACGAGGAGCAGAAGUCUGCUGGCAACGGCGCCUCGGCCUGCAGCUUCGCGGGCUCUGCCACCACCAAGGCCACCACUUCUGCCACUGGCACCUGCAGCACGCUCAUGGCCGAGGCCGGCACUGCGGGCACUGGCUCCGUCACCGCGACGGUGGCUGCGGCCGCUGCCUCCACCGGCUCCUCGUCCACCGCGUCCUCCUCCACCUCCAGCUCCGCCGCGAGCGUCAAGGUGAGCGCCAGUGGGUCCAUGAUGCUGCAGCUGGCUGCGUACUCCAUCGUUGCGCUGGUGACGGGUGUGGGCAUGGUGAUGCUGUGA
Molecule: messenger RNA, 1572 nt
Organism: Penicilliopsis zonata CBS 506.65
Lineage: Eukaryota; Fungi; Ascomycota; Eurotiomycetes; Eurotiales; Aspergillaceae
Exons: 3
Coding region: 1-1572 (523 amino acids)
Biological process (GO): fungal-type cell wall (1->3)-beta-D-glucan biosynthetic process
Cellular component (GO): cytoplasm; fungal-type cell wall
Molecular function (GO): 1,3-beta-glucanosyltransferase activity
Source: RefSeq, a predicted model, not a curated record